AUUUACGCUUUGAUUAUGAAAACCAUACAAAACGUGAAGAUAAUUAAGCAAAUGAUGAAAAGCAUGAGCGAUGCCAACGAUGGUAACGAUCACUCCAUCGAUGAGUUCUUAACGCAGAUUCUGAUCGCGGAUCUAAUGUUUGGCAAAAAACUGGUCGGACUUAAAGACGUGCCACAAGUCAGACAUAUUGUCUCAUUUCACGACAAGUUUACACAUAUAUUAAAAAAUUUUAAGGGAAGCCGUGGAUCAGACCGUAAGGCAGGCGUACGUUAUAUUCGCGUUAAUCUCAUUAAAACUAAUAUUAAAAAAGUAAUCAACAAACUCGUGAAGAAUGGCUUUAAACAAAUAGAUUACAACAAAUGUGACAUAACUUUUGACGAAUUUAAAGAACUGGCG
This is a messenger RNA of Medioppia subpectinata, 396 nucleotides long. The record is from the annotation of a GenBank genome assembly. Lineage: Eukaryota; Metazoa; Arthropoda; Arachnida; Sarcoptiformes; Oppiidae.